This is a messenger RNA of Tarenaya hassleriana, 1071 nucleotides long. Its product is annotated as endochitinase At2g43610. Gene Ontology annotation, biological process: cell wall macromolecule catabolic process; chitin catabolic process; carbohydrate metabolic process. The coding region runs from base 50 to 889 and encodes 279 amino acids. NCBI's taxonomy places the organism in Eukaryota, Viridiplantae, Streptophyta, Magnoliopsida, Brassicales, Cleomaceae. The transcript is spliced from 2 exons. The record is from RefSeq and is a predicted model, not a curated record. Gene Ontology annotation, molecular function: chitin binding; chitinase activity.
UCGUCGCCUCUUCACACAGCUCUUCCACCUAAACGCUCCUUCCCGCAAAAUGGCGAUCCAAAACGCGAUUCUGAAAACCUCUCUCCUCCUCAUCCUCUUCGUGUUAUCCAUGUCCGAAACCGCAUUAUCUCAAAACUGCGGCCGAACCGGCUGCGGCGGCAACAUGUGCUGCAGCAGAUGGGGCUACUGCGGAACCACCGCCGCUUACUGUGGCGCCGGCUGCCAAAACGGUCCUUGCAGCUCGCAGUCUAGCCCCGGAGGCGGCAGCGACAGUGGCGGUCUUGACGGUGGUCCGACCGAUACGGUGGAGAAUAUCAUAACGCCGGCUUUCUUCAACAGCAUAAUCAGUAAAGCCGGCGGCGGUUGUCCGGCGAGGGGGUUCUACACGCGCGAAGCUUUUAUAGCGGCGGCAAAUUCCUUCUCUGAAUACGGAGGAGCCGUUACUAAGCGCGAGAUUGCUGCCAUGUUUGCUCAGUUCACUCACGAAUCCGGAAGCUUCUGUUAUAAAGAGGAAAUAGCUAGGGGGAGGUACUGCCAACAAAGCACAACGUACCCAUGUGCACCAGGAAAGAACUACUACGGUCGUGGACCGAUCCAAAUAACUUGGAACUACAACUACGGUUCGGUCGGUCAGUUCUUGGGACUGCCCCUGUUGACGAAUCCUGACCUGGUGGCUAGUGACCCCGUUGUGGCUUUCAAGACAUCUCUCUGGUUCUGGACCAGAAACGUACGUCCCGUCCUGAGCCGAGGCUUUGGAGCCACCACGAGAGCGAUUAACGGCGGAGAAUGUAACGGAGGAAGACCUAACGCCGUUCAGGCUAGGGCUAAUUACUACUCGGAGUAUUGCAGGACACUUGGGAUCACUCCUGGUUCCAACCUCUAUUGUUAAGAAAUCGUUUGCCAUGGUCGGUCCAAGUAUAAGAGCUAUUGUCUAAUCUGUGUUUGUGUUUGUGUUGUUUGUGUGAGAGAAUAAAUGUGUUCUAUCAUGUCCUAAUUACGUCGACGUUGUGUCUAAUUAUCAUAAAAGUUGUGUUUAUUUAUGAGAAGUCAUAUAUAGGGGUGGUUAUUUUA